This is a messenger RNA of Hirundo rustica (Barn swallow), 2506 nucleotides long. It is a transcript of the gene SLCO2B1, whose product is annotated as solute carrier organic anion transporter family member 2B1. The transcript has 15 exons. Gene Ontology annotation, biological process: bile acid and bile salt transport; transmembrane transport; sodium-independent organic anion transport. The record is from RefSeq and is a predicted model, not a curated record. NCBI's taxonomy places the organism in Eukaryota, Metazoa, Chordata, Aves, Passeriformes, Hirundinidae. Gene Ontology annotation, molecular function: bile acid transmembrane transporter activity; protein binding. The coding region runs from base 16 to 2100 and encodes 694 amino acids. Gene Ontology annotation, cellular component: membrane.
GCGGGUGAAAAUGGGAUGCACGGGAAAGCAGGGCUCUGGAACCCAUUUCUGCAGCCCACUGCGAUCCUUCAAUCCCCGUUUCUCCAGGCAGCUGAGGCUGACAGGAUGACGAGCACGGCUCCAAGGAGCGGCCGGCCGGACACGGCCUGGAAAACCCACUGCAGGAGCCCCUUUCUCAGCAUCAAGUUCUUCGUGUUCUGCCACGGGCUGCUGCAGCUCUCCCAGCUCCUGGUCUCCGGCUACCUGAAGAGCUCCAUCUCCACCAUCGAGAGACGCUACGGCCUCUCCAGCCAGACCUCGGGGCUGCUCGCUUCCUUCAACGAGGUUGGGAACACCCUGCUCAUCGUCUUCCUCAGCUACCUGGGCAGCCGCGUGCACCGGCCGCGCCUCAUCGGCUGCGGGGCCCUGCUCGUCUCCCUGGCCGGCUUCCUCAUGGCGCUGCCGCACUUCCUCACGGGGCCCUACCAGUACGACCAGUCUGUGCCCAGCACCUUCAGCAACAGCACGGACCUGUGCCAGCCCAGGGCCCCGGGGGCCUGGGCCAACCUCAGCGAUGCCAGCUGCACCCCCCACGCCUCCAGGGAGAACCACGAGGUUCUCUUGGUCAUGUUCGUGGGCCAGGCCCUGCUGGGCAUCGGCGGCGUGCCCAUCCAGCCCUUCGGCAUCUCCUACAUCGACGACUUCGCCAGCGACAGGAACUCCCCGCUCUACCUGGGAAUCCUGUUCUCCGUGACGGUCAUCGGCCCGGGGGUGGCCUUCAUGCUGGGCUCUGCCAUGCUGAGGUUUUACGUGGACAUCGACAAGGUCGGCGCAGCUGAGGUGCCGCUCACCAACAAGGACCCGCGCUGGGUCGGGGCCUGGUGGCUCGGGUUCCUGGUGGCCGCCAGCCUGGUGGCCCUGUCUGCCCUGCCGUACUUCUUCUUCCCACGGGAAAUGCCGAAAGAGGUGGUGAGAGGGAAGCACAGAGACAGCAAGAAGAGGGAGGACAUCCUCAGGCAGCUCAGGCCGAGAUCCGAGCACAUGGAGAGCCUGUCCCUGACGGAGUUCAUCAGACGUUUUCCUGUGGUGCUGCUGAGGAACCUGCGGCACCCCGUGUACCUCCUGGUGGUGCUGGCUCAGGUCAACCUCUCUGCCAUGGUUGCUGGGUUAGCAACGUUCAUGGGCAAGUUCCUGGAGAGACAAUUCUCCCUCACAGCGUCCCUGGCCAACAUGAUCAUCGGUGCUGUGAACAUCCCCGGGGCCAUGGUGGGGAUCGUGGUGGGCGGUGCCAUCCUGAAGCGGUUCCAGAUGUCCCUGAGGCAGUGCAGCGCCCUGUGUGUGCUGGGCAUGCUGCUCUGCCUGCUCACCGCCCUCCCCCUGCUCUUCCUGGGCUGCCCCACGCAGAGGGUGGCCGGCGUCACCUACUGGGACAGCUCUGGGUUUGGAGCCCGGGACGCCGAGUGUAACGCGCACUGCCGCUGCUCCCAGGACAGCUUUAACCCCGUCUGCGGCUCCGACGGCGUGGAGUACACCUCCCCCUGCUCCGCCGGCUGCAGCGACCUCCACAUGCACACGGACAGCUCCGUCCUGAACUACACCGGGUGCAGCUGCAUCGCGGGCCCGGGGCCGGCGGGCUCCGCCCGGCCGGGCACCUGCGGCACCGGCUGCUCCCACCUCUUCGUGCCCUUCGUGGUGCUGUCCUGCCUGGCAGGGAUCCUCGCCAGCACCUCCCACACGCCGUCCUUCAUGCUCAUCCUCAGGAGCAUCCAGCCUGAAGACAAAUCAUUCGCUGUCGGGAUACAGUUUAUGCUGCUGAGAGUUCUAGCGUGGAUGCCGGGCCCGGUGCUGUACGGCAGCGCCAUCGACACCGCCUGCCUGCUGUGGGAGAGGAGGUGCGAGCGCAGGGCGGCCUGCAGAUACUACGACAAUACCCGCUUCAGGCAGAGGUACCUGGGGCUGCAGCUCUUCUUCGAGGUGGGCGCCUUCCUGUGCUUCGGGGCCGUCUAUGUGAUCCUUGGCAGGCAGGAGAGGGAAGCCAGCCAGGCACGGGAGACAAAGGCAGAGCCAGAGAAGGAGAAACUGGCAGGGAACUCCAUAAAGAGCCCGGAAUCCAAAGUGUGAGCCUGAAAGAGCGAAUCGCGCUCCGCUCUGGGGAGGUGAAGCCCCGUGGAUCGGCCCACACCCGAGCUGUGCAGGCUGGGUGCCUGGAGUGACGGACCCCCAGAUCCCCCUGGGGGGGUGAACUCUUCCUGGAGUGCUCUGCAUCCAUCCAUCCAUCCAUCCAUUCAUCCAUCCGUCUGUUGUUCUCCACCUCGGGGCUGCAGCUUGUUCCUUCCCACGGGUUAGCCCACCCACUCCAACCCAGGACUCUGCAGCCCCCUGGAUUUGUGUCCUUCAGAGCAGUUUUUCCUGCUGACCAUCUCAGUGAUGCCAGCACUGAGCAUUAACCAGACACCCGCAGGGUUUUGUGGCAUGGGUUUUUUUUUUAAAAUAAAUCAUUUUUGAGAAACCGUUUGGUACUGAACCC